Penicillium antarcticum is the source of this 690-nucleotide messenger RNA. Its product is annotated as RraA family protein. The transcript has a single exon. The record is from RefSeq and is a predicted model, not a curated record. Lineage: Eukaryota; Fungi; Ascomycota; Eurotiomycetes; Eurotiales; Aspergillaceae. Bases 1 to 690 code for a protein of 229 amino acids.
AUGUCUUCUAAGCGGAAUCCCAAGGAAGCCAGUGUCGAGGAUCAAGAGUUGUCGGCGCUGUUCGCCAACUCAGAUACCCCUGGGGUCUCUGAUGCGCUUGAUAAACUUGGGAUUCCCAGACAGGCGUUCAAUAUCAUGCCUUUGACUGAUUACAAAGAUGUCACGGUUGGACCGGCUUACACUGUGCGUUACGUUCCUGCCAGCAACCCACCGGGAAGUGUUGGAGAUUUCAUCGACGACGUUGCCAUGGGUGAUGUUGUAGUCAUCGACAAUGGUGGUCGCACUGAUUGUACCGUUUGGGGCGAUAUCAUGACUCAGUACGCUGGUCUGCGAGGCAUUGCUGGAACUGUCAUUGAUGGUGUGUGCCGCGAUGUGACCCGUGCGAUCCAUGAUGAGUAUCCGAUCUUCACUGCUGGGCGUUGGAUGCGAACUGGUAAAGAUCGUGUUCAGGUUGGGGGCGUCAACGAAUCAAUUGGUAUUGGCAAAGUUCGUGUUCAGCCUCGUGAUAUCGUUGUUGCCGACGCAAACGGCGUCGUCAUUGUUCCGCGAAACCGAGCUCGUGAGGUAGCUGAAGUCGCACGAAAGAUCGACAAGAGCGAGGAUGGCAUCCGGGAGUUGAUCGCGGGAGGAGCCUCAAUCACCGAGGCGAGAGAAAAGCUUGGUUAUCACACGCUGCAGCGCAAGGGUUAA